AAGAUUGUUUCUUUCGUUCUAUACAGUACGAGAAGUACAAAUUUGAAACUCUAUGGGGUUCAAAGCAGAACAGUUCGUAAAAAGUGUCGAUGAAAACCUUUUCUGUGCAAUAUGCACUGAAGUAUUUGAAGAUCCUGUGAGCUGCAAAGAUGGUCACACAUUUUGCAAGGGUUGCAUUCACAAAUGGCUCGAGAUAAACAGAAAAUGUCCAAUGGAUAAUAACUACUUGACAAAAAUAUAUCUUUUUCCUCAAUUUACCGUGAAGGGAAUCGUGGACAAUCUCGAAGUCUAUUGUCAUCCAUGUGCACAAGCCAAGGCGCCAAGUGAAGUAGGAUGUGGCUGGGUCGGAAAACUACAACAUCUUGCACAUCACAGAAAGAAUUGUCAAUUCCAGGAAAUGCAAUGUCCGCACGGAUGCUUCGAAAAGAUACAGAAAAGAAAGAUGAAAGACCACGAAAAGAUAUGCGACUUUAGAAAAGUGGAGUGCGAAAAAUGUGGAAUUAUCUUACUUCAACUUGAAAAAGAGACGCACUUAAGGGAUGACUGUUUACAGGCCCUGAUUUUUUGCCCUAACCGAUGUCAAGACGAGCAAAUAAUUGUUCAGAUUAAAAGGAUUGAUUUAAGUGAUCAUUUGUCAAAGGUGUGUCCAAAGGCCCUGAUCGACUGUCCAUAUAAAGAACAAGGAUGCGUAGUGAAGAUUGAGCGCCAAGAUGUCGAGAAACACGUACAAGAAAACAUGGCAGGACACAUGAUGUUACUUGCUAAGGAAUGCUCGUCGCUAAAGAAGCAGAAUGAGUCUCUUACUGAUCAAUAUUCAUCUCUUUCCCUGAGGUGUUCCACACUGGACCAAACGAACUUAGAGUUGAAGAAAGAGUUAAAACAAUUUAAGGAAGAAUUUCAUGUUCAGCUCUUAAGCAGCAGCAGCUACACCUGGGUUUUAAGUGACUAUCCUAACCUGGCCAAGAACCACCCCAAUGGCUCUGGUAUCCAAAGCCCACCUUUCAGGUUACGUGGCGAAAGACUGCGCUUGUCUUUGUACCCAAAUGGAAAAAGCGCAGGUGCAAAAGAGUUCGUAUCACUGUAUCUGAAGAAGGUUGAAGAAGAUUCACAGUUAUUAAGUGACACCUCGCCCAAUACAUCCAGCAACAAAUCAGCAAUCCCUUUCAGACUGACUGUGAUGAGCCAAAAGCCUGAUACUGACCAUAUCUCCUAUCAAGACAAACAUGUAUUUACUAAAAAAUCAAACAACUGGGGAUGGCUAAAAUUCAUGAAAUCAUCUGAUACAAUUUUGUCAUCUUAUUGUGACAAUGACAGACUAAUAAUCCAAUGUACAAUACAGCCAGAUAAACCACAAUAGGUUCUAUGUUACACAGAUGUAGAUGAUGGCUAGUGAACACUAGCGUGGACUGCGUCAGUGUUUCUAAUGAAACAAGUUAUCGUAGAAUUAUAAGUUGAACACC
Molecule: messenger RNA, 1460 nt
Organism: Actinia tenebrosa (Australian red waratah sea anemone)
Lineage: Eukaryota; Metazoa; Cnidaria; Anthozoa; Actiniaria; Actiniidae
Product: TNF receptor-associated factor family protein DDB_G0272340
Biological process (GO): protein ubiquitination
Molecular function (GO): zinc ion binding; protein binding; ubiquitin-protein transferase activity
Source: RefSeq, a predicted model, not a curated record